Molecule: messenger RNA, 773 nt
Organism: Bacillus rossius redtenbacheri
Lineage: Eukaryota; Metazoa; Arthropoda; Insecta; Phasmatodea; Bacillidae
Product: cuticle protein 16.5-like
Exons: 3
Coding region: 55-558 (167 amino acids)
Source: RefSeq, a predicted model, not a curated record
UGCACCCCCAGGUCCUCCCAGCAACCCGCCAGCAACUCCGGUCAACCCGCCGUCAUGAAGGUCCUGGUCGUGUUCGCCCUCGCUCUGGCCGUGGUCGCCGCCCAGGUGAAGAAAGAAGAAGCCGCCGCCGCCGAGAAGAAGAACGAGAAGAGGGGCGUUUUCGGCCUGGGUUACGGCGCCGCCCUCGGCUACGCCGCCCCCGCAGUGGCGUACGCCGCCCCCGCUGUAUCCUACGCCGCCCCAGCUGUAUCCUACGCCGCUCCCGCUGUCUCGUACGCCGCCCCCGCUGUAUCUUACGCCGCCCCAGCUGUAGCCUACGCCGCCGCCCCCGCUGCACGUCUGGCUUACGCCGCCCCCGCUGUCUCGUACGCCGCCCCAGCUGUAGCAUACGCCGCCCCCGCCGCCAGGCUGGCGUACGCCGCCCCCGCCGUGGCUAAGGUGGCUGCUGCCCCCGCGCUCGCAUACGCCGCCCCCGCAGUUUCGUACGCCGCCCCCGCCGUGGCCUACGGCUCCCACGGAGUCGCGUACGCCGCCCCCGCCUACGCCAAGAUUCACUAAGGUGCCUUCACGAGCGUCAAGUUCUUGGUCACACAGAUUGAAUCAAGAAGACUACUUCAGCAAAUAAAAAUUCCUUCAAUGACAACGAAAACGCUGAUACCAAUAGUUUCAAUUGUAACAUUAGAGAACAAAAUAUAAUAAUUUAUUCUUCCCUGGCUUGUUUGUGAUUUCGUAAUAUGCGUGAGUGUGAAAUAAAAACUAUUUGAAAAUUUUAA